AUGAACUCCAAGAGCAGAGUGGGUGUGUCUAAGGGUGAUAAGAAGGGAGUUAGCCGUCAGCGCCCACCAAAAGAGGAGAGGCAAAAUGCCUCCAGUGGGGAUGCUGCAAGGAAGUCGUCUGUAGGACGCAGACCAGAGCAGGCACACCCCAAACGUGCCCAGGCGGCAAGCGGGCCUUCUGUACAGCAGAAAAUGCAAGUGACUACUGUUACCAGUUGGGUGAAGGGAGGUAGUUCACUUUCUUUUGCCGAUGUUGUACGGAAGAAGACGGAUACUGCGGCCAUGAAUAUGCAACUGGAAAAUUCUUACGAGGAGGCUGCAGAAGUUGUUUGUGGGGAAAGUGUUGCUGUAGAACUGGCGCAUGAUAUUCAAGAAGAUCCUAUUAAUGUUCCUCCCGAGAGCAAUGAGAACGAGGACAUUGCGUAUGUCACGAUGCAGCAGGAUGCUGCUAUUGUUCAAGCCAUUAUCCCUUCACCUCCUGAGGAAGAAGUGGAGGAAAUGCCUACUGUAAAUUACUACGUGCUUGACAUUGACAGAAUUGUUGAGGAGUCUGUGAAUUUGCCCCCUCGCACGAUGGCAACUGCAACGGAGUACAUGGGGGUUUACACCUUUUCGGGGCAGGCAGGUAAGCCCCCAACGCCUCCCGCGACGACGCAGCUUCAACAACAAUUUUAUCGUCCCGAGUCGGCAGCAGCUAGGGCAUUUGCUGGAAUGGGUGGAACCACCGAUCUCACUCGAGGCCAACAUUGGGGACCACAGCCAGGCCACGCAGUGGAUUAUACAAACGCAAACUGGUCACUCCCGGAUCGUGCUCCGCGCGUCUUCCACCAGGGGAUGCAAUACAGCUCGUAUGCACCACCGCCAUCAAUGCAGCAGCAACAAGCACAGAGGAAUUUUAUUCCACAAGCUGUCAACCGUAUUCUGCAAAACGAUUCUGCAGAUCCUUCACUGCGCCAUAUCCGCGACCCUGGAACAUUUAACCGCCAGCCAGGCAAUGGCGGGGACGUGUGGUGA
This is a messenger RNA of Trypanosoma rangeli, 1014 nucleotides long. Its product is annotated as nucleic acid binding protein Tc38. The transcript has a single exon. Bases 1 to 1014 code for a protein of 337 amino acids. The record is from RefSeq and is a predicted model, not a curated record. NCBI's taxonomy places the organism in Eukaryota, Euglenozoa, Kinetoplastea, Trypanosomatida, Trypanosomatidae.